AACGGCUAUUUAUCGCCUUCCCUUUCCCCCAGCCCAGGAGAGCGCAAUUGGCCUUGAUCCGGCAGGGGGAGGAAGGGGACGGGCUCAGAGGCAGGACUACAAAUCCCAUGGUGCACCGCGGCGCCCGGCAGACGUGGACUGUACGGAAGCCGGGUGGAGAGGUCGCAUGGCGGGGCGGGGCUCAGCACCGGAGCAGCGGCGGACCGGACCGGAUCCUCAUGGCGGACCUGAUCCAGAAGAAGCUGCAGGGCGAGCUGGAGAAAUACCAGCAGCUGCAGAAAGAUCUCAGCAAGUCCAUGGCGGCGCGGCAGAAACUGGAGGCACAGUUGACUGAGAACAACAUUGUCAAGGAGGAGCUGGGGCUGCUGGAUGCGACCAACACCGUCUACAAGCUGAUUGGCCCGGUGUUGGUGAAACAGGACAUGGACGAGGCUAAAGCCACUGUCAGCAAGCGGCUGGACUAUAUUGCUGGGGAGAUCAAGCGCUACGAGCUGCAGAUGCAGGAGUCUGAGAAGAAGGCAGAACAGCAGCGGGAGGUGCUGGCCCGGCUGCAGCAGGAGUAUCAGCGAUCCCAGGGCAAGGGGGCGGCCAAGGCAUGAGACAAUGCUUGUGGGGGGCUGUAUUUAAGUGUUUCACUGUUUGAAAUAAAGAUGUGAUGCACAAACUGA
Gopherus flavomarginatus (Mexican gopher tortoise) is the source of this 668-nucleotide messenger RNA. RefSeq names its product prefoldin subunit 6 (gene PFDN6). The record is from RefSeq and is a predicted model, not a curated record. Gene Ontology annotation, molecular function: protein-folding chaperone binding. Gene Ontology annotation, biological process: chaperone-mediated protein complex assembly; protein folding. Gene Ontology annotation, cellular component: cytoplasm; prefoldin complex. Lineage: Eukaryota; Metazoa; Chordata; Testudines; Testudinidae.